CUGGGCGUCUCUGUUGAGUCUGCUGCCCCCGCGACCCGGUCCCGGAUAAAGCGGAAGACGACGAGUACGAGUACAAAUUAUGAAGUUAGAGCUUUAGUCUUGCACCCUAAAGUGUUUUCUUCUGUAUUGUUGAGUUCAACCCCCAUAGAGAAACCCACCCACAGUUAGGCCAAUUGAGUGCCAGAUGUUAGCAUUUAAACCAUGUUUAUAAAAUCGGGCCAACAUGAAGCCUGAAAAUAAUUCUGCCUACAACCCGUAUUUUGCCUCAUGUUGUACCCAGGUGAUACCCACUAAUCCUAACCCGUUUGUGUCCCUAAAUAAACGUGUCCCGUUUAAAAAGCCAAAAUCCAUCAAAAACAAUUUAUGCCAGCAAUGUUUUUACAGUGAAACGGUUUUAAAAGGAUGACUGCGCUGCUGCUCACAUGUGGAUAAAAAUAUAAAACAACAGCAGGUUUUCUGUUAAAGAAGCUGUUGACCCACACUUUGCUCAUUUUGUGAAUCCUUAUUUUGUCUUUGAAGAAGCAACACUUGAAACUAACAGUUCUGGGGCCUUACAUCAGCCUCUGCAGCACCUACAGGGUAUUUGUUUUUCACAAAGGAAGUAAAAAGAUCAGAAUGUUUUUUCAGUCAGUCGGUGGUCGGACAGGAUGCUGGUUACACCGUUCUGCCUGAUGCUGACCUGUCUUCAGGUCAGUCCUGACCGGUCCCAGUUCUUCCGCUACGACUCCAUCACCCUGAGCUGUGAAGAUCCAUUGAACUCCACUGGCUGGAAGGUGAAGAGGAGAACUUCAGACAGCGGGGUCCGGCCCUGCUCCUCAGGCUGGGGCUUUGCCUCCUCGGGCUCCAUCUGCAUCAUCGGAAACACCUACCCAACGGACACAGGGGUGUACUGGUGUGAGUCAGAUGGAGGGAACCAAAGUAAUGAGGUCAACAUCACCAUUACUGACCGCACAGUGAUUCUAGAGAGUCCUGCUAUGCCGGUGUCCGAAGGAGCUGCCGUGGUUCUCUACUGUAAAGCUGAGACAAAUGCUUCCAAGCACAAAUAUAACUUCUUUAAAGAUGGCCGCCUCGUCAGGAGCAACUGCUCAGGAGAGAUGACCAUUGUCAGUGCUUCCAGAUCCGACGAAGGACUCUACACCUGCAGCGCCUCGGGGCUUGGAGAGUCAGAGGGCAGCUGGCUGACGGUUUUAGGGGACGGAAACAAUAAAAACAUUCAGCUAACACCGUCUUCAGGUCCGGCCACAGCCUCAUUUUCAUUUCCUGAAUCCAGACUCUUAUGUCACCUGAUUGUGGGAAUUCCUUACCUGUUCUCCACCAUCUUACUUGGACUCAUAUACAGGGACAGGAAGAGAGGUAAAGCUGCUCAGAUAGCUGCAGACAAGAGGAAAAAUCUUGAUGUUAACAUGGAAAGGAUUGUGUGAGUCAUCUGCAGUAGCUGUUUACCUCAGAGAAGGUCGUCCGUCCACAGCCACGUGAACUCAGAGAAAUGCUUCCACAGACCAGAAAAAUUCAGGACUUAUUUGUUUACUGUGACCAAAUUUCAACACGAGAGGAAGAUUCCUUCUCAUAGAGUUUUGUUUUAGAGUGAAGUGCAUUUUAGCUACAUAAAGCCAUGUUUUCACUGUGAAGAGGAAGUGAAUAGAUGUGUAUGUGUUUUAACACACAGGUUUGUGGUUUUGGUUACAAAGUUGCUGUCAUCAGCUUCUUGUCCAGGUCCUUGCUCAGGGUUCGGGUUUUUUUUCUCUAUGGACUUUUCUAUUAGCUUGAGCCGUAUGUGUGUGGGUGUUUCUUGAAGCAAACCAUUUUCUUGUUUGUUUUUUUUAAUCUUCCUGUACAUUCACGUUUUUUAUAUAAAAAGUAUAUUUUAAUAAUGAAACAUAAAUCUUAUUGUCAUUAAUGUACUGAUUCUGCCAUUUACACCUCUGUAGGUCAGCUGUGGUUAGUUUAUUGGAAACAAUGUGCGUGUUGUUUCUCAGAAAACAGGAUACUGUGCCAACUUGUAUGACCACAUCUAACUCAGAAAUUGGAAUAAAAACAAUCAAAGCUAAACGUAGGACACACCUGUAGUUUCACUCACAACAAAGAGAAUGAGGCUUGUUUUUGGGCUGCCCAGUUUAUUUUAAUAUAAAAAUGGUUUGAAUAACCUAAAUAGACCACUAUUGUAAAUAGUGUAUAAUAAAAUCACUCUCCUCUGUCACACCAACACUCUGAACAUCCUUGUUAAAAACCUCUAUGAACUUCCUCUGUGGUUCCUCUUCUUUUCAUCAUUUCCUACAGGCUCGGUCCAACAUAUCCACUGUUCUGUCCAUUUUGAUAACUCAAUGAAAAUCUGAAAACCUUCA
This is a messenger RNA of Girardinichthys multiradiatus, 2342 nucleotides long. Its product is annotated as Fc receptor-like protein 5. Gene Ontology annotation, biological process: cell surface receptor signaling pathway. The transcript is spliced from 5 exons. Gene Ontology annotation, molecular function: transmembrane signaling receptor activity. Bases 648 to 1421 code for a protein of 257 amino acids. The record is from RefSeq and is a predicted model, not a curated record. NCBI's taxonomy places the organism in Eukaryota, Metazoa, Chordata, Actinopteri, Cyprinodontiformes, Goodeidae.